Messenger RNA from Acipenser ruthenus (sterlet), 3163 nucleotides. Its product is annotated as ras-related GTP-binding protein D-like. Gene Ontology annotation, molecular function: GTP binding; GTPase activity. Lineage: Eukaryota; Metazoa; Chordata; Actinopteri; Acipenseriformes; Acipenseridae. Bases 298 to 1494 code for a protein of 398 amino acids. The record is from RefSeq and is a predicted model, not a curated record. Gene Ontology annotation, cellular component: nucleus; lysosome; Gtr1-Gtr2 GTPase complex. The transcript has 7 exons. Gene Ontology annotation, biological process: regulation of autophagy; positive regulation of TOR signaling; cellular response to amino acid stimulus.
AGGUGAACGUCUUUCUAAUAAAGAUUUGUGAAUAAAUAAUAAUACACAUCAUAACGAGCAUUUAUAUCAUAUCUAUCGUAGUACACUUCCCGAUGUAAAAUAGUGUAUCCUCACUGCCCCGUGUGAGACCGAUUCCAUAACACAGCUGCUUGCUUGGACUCGGAGGCGGAUCAGUUGUGGCAGGCGGGUGAAAGUUCACAAUGGCAUGAAAGCAUCAGGUGACAAUGUGGAUUGCUCUGCUGCACUAACUACGACAGUUUAAUUCUGGAAACUCAUAAACGUGUUUGGGUACAUACAAUGAGCCAAGGGAACAAAAAGUAUGACGAGGAAGAGGUGGAGGAAGACGAGACGCUCGCAAUGACUGGUGAUGAUGAUGAUGAUGAUGAUGAUCUUGACACCUUUACCGAAGGGGAUCUUGACAACGGGUGCGAGGAUGGGGUUCUAGGGUGCAGGGACCCCUUCAGUUCUGAAGUGAAGCCGCGGAUCCUGCUGAUGGGCCUCCGGCGGAGCGGCAAGUCCUCCAUUCAGAAAGUGGUCUUUCACAAAAUGUCCCCCAACGAGACUCUCUUCCUGGAGAGCACCAACAAGAUCUGCCGGGAAGACGUGUCCAAUAGCUCCUUUGUCCACUUCCAGAUCUGGGACUUCCCUGGGCAGAUCGACUUCUUCGACCCCACCUUUGACUAUGAGAUGAUCUUUAGGGGGACCGGCGGCCUGAUAUUCGUCAUCGAUUCUCAGGAUGACUACGUGGAAGCCUUGAGCAGACUUCAUCUCACAGUGACCAGAGCCUACAAAGUGAACCCCGACAUCAACUUCGAAGUUUUCAUUCAUAAGGUUGAUGGACUGUCAGAUGACCACAAGAUUGAAAAGCAGAGAGAUAUUCAGAAGCGAGCCAAUGAUGACCUUGUGGAUGCAGCUUUGGAGAGAAUCCAUCUGAGCUUUUACCUGACGAGUAUAUACGACCACUCGAUAUUCGAAGCCUUCAGCAAGGUUGUGCAGAAGCUCAUCCCCGAGCUUCCCACUCUGGAGAAUCUGCUCAACAUUUUCAUUACUAAUUCUGCAAUCGAGAAGGCAUUUCUUUUUGAUGUUGUCAGUAAGAUUUAUAUCGCAACAGACAGCUCUCCAGUGGAUAUGCAGACCUACGAGCUGUGCUGUGACAUGAUCGACGUGGUCAUAGACAUCUCCUGCAUAUACGGAGUGACGGGGGAUGAAGGGGAAAUACCGUAUGACAAGGAGUCGAUGGCGAUCAUCCGACUGAACAGCACCACGGUCAUGUAUCUGAAGGAAGUGACUAAAUUCCUGGCCCUGGUGUGUUUCCUGCGAGAGGAAAGCUUUGAAAGGAAAGGACUGAUCGACUACAACUUCCACUGUUUCCGCAAAGCCAUUCAGGAGGUGUUUGAGGUGCGGUUGAAGGUGCUGCGGUCCCGCAAGCUGCUGAGUCAGAGAAGGAGAAGCAGGCAAGCCACCCCGAAUGGCACGCCCAGAGUCCCGUCCUGAGGUGCCUCCACUGCGGACGCUGCCGGGCAAAGGUGGCCUGCUACACCACUAUUGCACUGACAUCACAGACUCUGUGCUGUAUUCUAGCUAAAAGAAAAAAGACAGUUGAAGAAUUCCUUAACCCCCUCAGGGUCACACCUUAUAGUUUUCUUAUACUUAAAACAAAAUUCAGGUGAUUCUUGAAACAAGCCUGGACGCAUAUCAGGUUACAAUGGGGUCUUUAUUAAGAGGUGUAAAGAGCAGGUCCCAGGGGGCAGUGCCUUUGUCACAGGGAUUCAUUUUGAAAAAAAAACACAGCAAAUUGAAAGAGGGGGUUGAAUUCUACUUUACUGGUUCACACCUGGGCGGAUUUGGCAAUAACUGAUCAUUCCAGAGCAGGUUUUGUUCCUCCCUGGCCCCUUAGUAUUCAAUAUUAAAUCUGCAUGUCCCUCCAGUCCAUAGCACUCACAGCCUGUGACAUUUACAUACUGGAGAAGAAGAAGAAUACAUCGUGCCUUCCAUGCUUCAUUGUGCCUUUCAUCUUCAAAUUAUCAACACAUUUAAUACAAAAAUAUAUUUCUGUCAUUAAAGGACAACUUGGUAAAGGUUUCAAAUAUCUUAAAAGUAACUUUUUUUCUUGCUGUUUAGAGUUGCUUUGAAUUAUUUUGUUUCUGUCAUCUCAUCCUGGUGACUUUUUCAAAAUUUUUCAAAAACUUUUUCAAUAGAGCUCUCAGAAUCAUGUCUAACUGGCACUUUAAAAAGUCACCAGGAUGUGACUGACAUGUGACCUUAUGCAAAGUUAAUCUAAACAGCAAGAACAAUACUCUGGUUUAGAUAACACUGAUAAUGCACAACAAAGUUGCUUCUUAAGUGCACCAUACUAUAAAAGAAGCAGCCCUGUAACAUAUGCUGUUGUAAUUACUCUGAGUACAAUGGAGAACAAAACAAUAAGAGAUAUGGCAUAGAGUAAUGUAAUCUGUGCAGCUAGAGGAUAGAAUGCAACAAAAUAGUGUGUUUUCUCCAUUGCUACUGUUACGAAUUUAGAACUUCAAAAAUGAUUUAGGGAGAAAAUAAAUGUAAUGCUUUAUGAAUACAAACCCCUAAUUUGGGCUUGCAGUGCCUGCACAUAAAUAACACACAAAACACUCAGACAGAAUAGAGACUAUUUAGAAAGGACUAUUUAUGGUCAGUUGUGAUCAUUCUGAUUAGUGUUGCGAUUGGGGACCAGUAAAGUGGAACUGAAAGGGAAAUAUGUCUUUGUAAUAUUAUAUUUUGUUCACAUAGUUCCACUAUUUUUGCACCAGAUUUUCCUGAAAAGAGUUGGCACUGAAAACGCCAUCAGGCAGGUAAACAAUUUCAGCACCCAGGUGUUUAUCACAAUGCUACUUUCCAUUUAACUUGUAUUAUUGAUUAGACUUGGUAAGCAUAACAGUUCACCAUGUUGUGUAUUAUCAGUUGUAUAUAUUUGCACUACAGCAGCUGCACAAAACACAUUUAGGAAAUUGGUUCUUUACUAAGGUGACAACUGAACUCAACUAAUGUGAUACAUGCAGUUUCCUCAAUUGAAGCCCUUUUUAUGUCACACCCUCCUUUGCUGUUUUUGUUUUUUAUCACUAAUCCACUUGAUAUGUAUUUAUUUAUUGUUUAACUUCUCAGAGUGUUCAACUAUUAAAAUAUUAGUUAAUAUAUA